CAGAAGCGCGGCAAAUGUCAGUCGAUUGAAAAUAAACAAACGAGUGUUUUCUUACAAAUUGCAAAGCGAAGAAAAUAAACGCAAAAAUGUCGUUAGUUCCGUAUUGGUUGCGUCACAUGCGAAACUUGGCUUACCGGGAUCCCGUGGCCAGGAUACUGGAAGACCCAUUUGCUGUAUUCGCAAAGGACCCCUUCUUCCGCGACCCGGUGAAGUUCAUGCGUCAAAUCACAGCACCCGUGGAGCACGAGCAUGGAAUCGAAGGUGUGUACUCCGAUGCGGAGGUGAAGGCCGAUGGGAAGAAGGUGGAAGUGCAUUUGGACGUCCAGAACUUCAGUCCCGAACAAAUCGAAGUGAAAACAGUUGGAAAUGAAGUCACUAUUGAAGGGAAGAAGGAAAUUAAACGUGAUGGAGGAUGGACGAAGAGUCAUUUCGAAAGACGCUUCCUGUUACCCGAAGGUUUCCCGCCAGAGAGGGUGGAAUGCCAUCUUGAUAAAGGAAAGUUGAAACUCGUCGCGUUCAGGGCUGAACCGCUGCCGGAAAGAAAGAUCGAGGUCAAACAAAUAUCUGGAAGCGACAGCGAAAAAGACAAAUCGUCGUAAAUGUUAUAAGGAAUGUGAUAAUUAUUUCGUAUUAUUGUAAAAAGUUCCAAAAGAGUGUGAGCUAAGUUUUUUUCACAAUAGUUUCAAUAGUUGCACUCUGAUUGUACUAAGUAUUUAGGUAAGUAGGUACAAAAUUAAAAUUAUUGUGAAAUAAGUUUUGGGUCUGUUACUUUUUUGGAACUAUUCAGACUGAUUAGUUUAGUUAGCUUAGGGUAUCGAUUUUUUAUAUGUAACAGCUGAAUAUUUUGGUUUUUCUCAAAUAAAAAAAUUAAAUAAC
This is a messenger RNA of Maniola jurtina (meadow brown), 876 nucleotides long. Its product is annotated as heat shock protein Hsp-12.2-like. Gene Ontology annotation, biological process: protein refolding; response to heat. The coding region runs from base 87 to 599 and encodes 170 amino acids. Gene Ontology annotation, molecular function: protein folding chaperone. The transcript has a single exon. The record is from RefSeq and is a predicted model, not a curated record. NCBI's taxonomy places the organism in Eukaryota, Metazoa, Arthropoda, Insecta, Lepidoptera, Nymphalidae.